This is a messenger RNA of Tilletiopsis washingtonensis, 552 nucleotides long. RefSeq lists its product as hypothetical. The record is from RefSeq and is a predicted model, not a curated record. The transcript is spliced from 4 exons. NCBI's taxonomy places the organism in Eukaryota, Fungi, Basidiomycota, Exobasidiomycetes, Entylomatales. Bases 1 to 552 code for a protein of 183 amino acids.
AUGCCCUCGACACCCACCGUGCCGGGGUCUGACGGGCGCUCUUUGCAGGUGGAGAAAGAUGCGCGCAAUGCCGUGUGCGGCCGGGAUGUUGCCAAGCUAGAAUGGCUCGUGCGCGAACUCCAGAAGGCCCAGUCUUUCAUGCGUGACCAGCUCGAUGGCAUCCCAUCGGACACCAGCGCUCCGCAGUGGCGCACGAUACUGAAGCAGCUCGAGGAGCGUCUGUCGUACGCCUUGGACGACAUCGCGUCCAAUGAGUUGUUCUCAUCGCAACUCGUGAAGCUGACAGCGAGGGCCGAAGAGCAUUGGCUAAAAUGGCGACCUCGGUUCUUCCCCUUUACCGAUGACGAACGGCGGGAAGCUCGUCGAGCGUGCACGGAGAAGGAGUCCGCGGUCGGCAUCAUUCAGAGACCGGGACUCAGACUCAGUGAGAGCUCGGACUCGGAGGAGGAUGACUGGGAGAUGGAUGCUUCGGACAGCGACGAAGAGACCAAGCGCGCACCGAUUUGCAAUCGCUUCACGCUCACUGACGUCGAGAGUGGCGAAGGAAAGUGA